UCCGAGGAUGUUUUGAUUUUUCAGCCUAGUGGAUUUGCCUUUCUGCACAUUUUCUCCUAAUAUGAGCAGUCCAAGCAGUCGACAAGUUAUAAAACUCUACCGAGACUUACUGAAGUAUGGCGAACAGUUGAAAUUUACCGACAAGGAGUACUUCAAGAAGCGCAUAAGGAAGGAAUUUGAAGAAAACAAACACUUAACCUCUUCAGAGGAUAUUCUCUUCAACUUCAAGCGUGGAGAAAUUCUUCUAGCAAAGGCCAGGGUUGUGUAAAAUGCUGAAAUCUGUGGUCUUCCGCUAUUUCCCUAGGCCAUUUCCUAGCUUGAGCAUUGCCUGUAAAUCCACAAUU
This is a messenger RNA of Phlebotomus argentipes, 344 nucleotides long. Its product is annotated as mitochondrial ribosome and complex I assembly factor AltMIEF1. The record is from RefSeq and is a predicted model, not a curated record. Bases 62 to 268 code for a protein of 68 amino acids. The transcript has 2 exons. NCBI's taxonomy places the organism in Eukaryota, Metazoa, Arthropoda, Insecta, Diptera, Psychodidae.